UUUGACUACAUAUGAUAUUGAUCUCUGUAUGUAUGUGAUGUGUGACUAAUAAAGGUUGUUAUGGUGUUGUCUUCUUUAGAGUUUCAGAUCGAGUUGUCUCAGAGGCAAGCUCCGAAGUUGAGGACAUCGUCGUCUACAUCUGACUUGAGUCACCCCAACCGUUUGAUCAAUACUGACCGGAGUUCUAAGCUUGGUGUUGACCGUAGAUCUCCUAGAAGCGGUGGGCCUCGCAGUGAACCUCUUGGUCAGAAGAAACUUGGGGGCCGAAUAUCGGAUCUGGAGUCGCAGUUAGGACAAGCACAAGAAGAGCUGAGAUUGCUCAAAGAGCAGUUGGCUAACGCUGAAGCUGUCAAGAAACUAGCUCAAGAUGAGCUUCAUCAUGAUAACAAAUCUAAGAAACCAAACCCUCCGGCUCGAGUGGAGGGACCUGCUUAUGAGGCUGAUACAAUCGAUAGAGACGAGAUCAUCCCUGGAGAUGCGCAGAAAGAGACUGAUGUGUUUGAGGUUCCUGUUGAGAAGAUUGCUGUAGUAAAAGAUGAAGAAGCUGAGAAGUUGGUUGCAAAGGAAGAUGAGAUCAAGAUGUUGAAAGCUAGACUGUACGAUAUGGAGAAAGAACAUGAAUCACUAGGCAAAGAAAACGAGAGCUUGAAGAGUCAGCUGAGCGAUUCGGCGACAGAGAUGUCUAACGUGAAAGCUAAUGAAGACGAGAUGGCUUCAAAGGUGAGUCGGAUGGGGGAAGAGUUAGAAGAAAGCAGAGGAAAGACAGCUCACUUAAAGGAGAAGCUCGAGUCCGUAGAAGAAGCGAAAGAGGCUUUAGAGGCUGAAAUGAAGAAACUUAGAGUUCAAACCGAGCAGUGGAGGAAGGCGGCAGAUGCUGCAGCUGCGGUUCUUUCUGGAGAGUUUGAGAGGGAUCGAUCUCGGUCAGCAGAGAAGUGUUGUGCAGGUGGGUUGUUUGACCCGAAUGCGGAGGUUGGGUUCCUGGAACCGCCGGGGGUGGCUGAGGAUUCUGAUGAUGGAUUGGGAAGUGGGAAGAGGAGGAGUUCCGGGAUGAAGAUGUUUGGUGAGUUGUGGAAGAAGAGAGGACAGAAGUGAGUUGCAGUUGCUCACCAUUUCUGUUUUUUUUUUUUCUUUCUAAUCGGGAUGCAUUUUGCUGUAUUUAUGUGAAGACUUUUGUAAGUUGGGUCAGCUUCAUCAUCAGAAGCUAACUAUCAAUCCAAAUCAUUAGCAGAUUCUCUGGCUAUUGUCUGUAAAAUAAUUUUAUGAACACUCAGGAAAUAUGCAUCGUAUGAUCGUACUAUCAACUCAGUUAUAAUAGCACAUGGAUGGAUUCAAUUCUAAAACAGUGAUAUAGAACUUUGAGAGUGCGAAACCUGUUGGCAACC
Messenger RNA from Brassica napus (rape), 1382 nucleotides. RefSeq names its product interactor of constitutive active ROPs 1-like. The coding region runs from base 61 to 1092 and encodes 343 amino acids. NCBI's taxonomy places the organism in Eukaryota, Viridiplantae, Streptophyta, Magnoliopsida, Brassicales, Brassicaceae. The transcript has a single exon. The record is from RefSeq and is a predicted model, not a curated record.